This is a messenger RNA of Paramormyrops kingsleyae, 2220 nucleotides long. It is a transcript of the gene crfb12, whose product is annotated as cytokine receptor family member B12. Gene Ontology annotation, biological process: cytokine-mediated signaling pathway. NCBI's taxonomy places the organism in Eukaryota, Metazoa, Chordata, Actinopteri, Osteoglossiformes, Mormyridae. The record is from RefSeq and is a predicted model, not a curated record. Gene Ontology annotation, molecular function: protein binding; cytokine receptor activity. Gene Ontology annotation, cellular component: plasma membrane.
UACAUUUCUGGAGAUGUGUGGUAUAACUCAAAGCAAAGCAGUGCAGAGAGAAUUCCAUGAAAGUCUUUUCGCUGCUUGUUUGUAAAAGACACCUCAAGAAACUGGAGAAGCUCCAGAUACUGAUGGGCUCCGCUUUGCUUGAAGACGCCAGAUUAAGGCAGAUGGUGUUGGCGUGCUCUUCCACCAUGGUCUGAUAACUCGAGGUCCUCCUGGUGCAUCGGUGGACGCAAUGACCCAGAGUCCUGUUGCCAUUUGCUUUGUACUCCUCUUUGAUUUAUUGACUUGCUCAGGUAAGCUGUCACAUCCGCAGAAUCUGACUGUGGAUCUACUGGAUUUUCAGGCCUACAUCCACUGGUCCCGUGGCGAAGGGAACUUACCUGACACCAGAUUCACAGUGGAGAUUCAAGAGUGUGGAACGUGCGUGUGGAGGCCGAUCGAGAAUUGCACACAGAAGACCAGCACGCAGUGCCAUGUCGUCUUCCGUACGGAUACAGACGAGCUCAUCAUGAAGCGAUAUUUCCUAAAAAUCGUGGCCACCUCAGGGACGGAAAGUGCUGAAGAGAAGUACCCGCGCUCUUUCCAGCCCUAUGGAGACUCCAUUAUAAGUGCGCCUGUUCUGAAGGUGUCUGUCCCAAACCAGUCCAUCUAUGUCGAGAUGUGGCACCAACUGGAGUCGAUGCCAUUCAAACUUAACUACUCCAUCAACCUAACUAAGGUCUCCCAGGAUGGAAGCAUUCCGGUCGUGUCGAACACAACAGUGUCGCCAUGGACAUUCCCCACCACGUUGCUGUCACCAGGGAACUACUGCGUGAGUAGUUCGGUGUUCCACAAGCAGCAGAUGCAGAUCCACCAGCAGUCAAAGAAGUGUGUCUCCCUAAAACUGCCAGAGCCGGGGUAUGGAGGGCAAUACCUAAAGGUUGUGGUGCCCAUCCUGCUGGUAGGGUCGCUAACAGUGUUGAUCCUGGUGGCCGUCAUCUAUUACACAAGGCCCAAGCCUGCUGUGUGUGAUAUGCCUGUGUUGCUGGAUCCCAGUGAUAUCAAGCCCGUAGUCACAACGAUGACCUUGCCCAUGGAUGUGAUAUCCCCGCUGACGGAUCUGCACGUCCUCUCGACCUCCAUGGGGGGGCGCUCCGAACCACCUGCAAAGAAGUUGGCCCCCUCCUGGGAUUAUACCGCCAGGGGCACAUCCCUCUACCAGAGCCGCAUUUCUGCUUGGCUACCGUCGCUGGGAGCUGAAGGACUCACAGAAUCUAGGUCCCCUAGCCUGGAGUCCAUGUACCGACAGGCCCUGGAUGAUGAUCUGAGCUGUGACCCGGGGGGGCCGACCCACAGCCCAGAGCUGCCGCUGGAUGAACUGGAGGGGGAUGCCACCUCGCAGACACACUGGAUACUUCUCCAUGAUGUACCCUUGGACAGCCUGGUCCUGGGCCUCAGAGACACCCAGAGUGAUAAAACUCUUGAGGGCUGUCAGAGCAAGGGCAGCGAUGAUGAGGGUGGCCUGCUGAACAAGCCACACGCCUCAGAGUUUCACAUACCCACAGAACUCCACAGCGCUCUCCUGAGCUCGCCCAGCGGGUAUGAGGCCCGUGAUCCUGUGAUCCCAAUCUCUUAGACGUUAUCCGCAAAGGACCAGUGCGUAUGCAGAUUUUUGGGAUCACCUUUAGGUCAGCUGCUCAAGCCAGGUAUGAGGACUUUUCAGCAAAUCAGUCCUCUAAUUAGUAGUCUAAUGAAGGAGUUGCAGCGAAAAGCCGUAUAAACACCGGCCCUUUCUGGAUAAGGCUGCCCACUUCUGUCUUAGACACUUAGUAGCUUCUCCAACAGGCUCAGCUGACGGACUGAUGUGCAUGAUCUUGAGACCCUGUCCAACGGACUGGACCCUUGGGGAGUGUGUGCUCCAAAUUAAGGUGAUCGCUUUUUGAGAUCUCCCGCAGUUCACACUGUAGCUGAUUUGCUCUUUGCUUCUCAUAGAACUCUUGCCCAUAAUUGGGUACCUAUUGCACUGGAAAGGUAUGGUUCUGACACAUUGUAUAGCGGGCCCAGGUUAUGUUGUGGAGUCAGGACAAGAAGAAAACUGUCCCUUUUGUCUUGUUGUUCAACAGAAAUUGUAGUAUGUAAUAUGGAAUGAGCUAUGUAAUUGAUUUAAUAACAAUUAUCUGAGAUCAUAUGUAUAUAUUAUGAAGGAAACUCUGAAAUACAUAUUAAAAAAUAUUUAUAUUCGUA